Molecule: messenger RNA, 13044 nt
Organism: Mobula hypostoma (lesser devil ray)
Lineage: Eukaryota; Metazoa; Chordata; Chondrichthyes; Myliobatiformes; Myliobatidae
Gene: dmd
Product: dystrophin
Exons: 81
Coding region: 306-11513 (3735 amino acids)
Biological process (GO): regulation of muscle system process; neuron development; muscle cell development
Cellular component (GO): sarcolemma
Molecular function (GO): protein binding; zinc ion binding
Source: RefSeq, a predicted model, not a curated record
CGCUCUCUUUUAUGGAGAGGAUCUAUUUGGGAAUGGUGGGGAUGGGGUGGGCCACGUGCACCUGUUGAACUGGAUCCUUCCUAAGUUGUGACAGCUCUCGCUGUUCCCGGAGAGUGUGUGUGCCUGCGGCGGGGAGUCGGGGGGGGCUAACUCGCUACCCCUCCCCCAACACCUUUCCCCCGGCUGGUUGAGAGGUGUACUGGAUCCCACAGCCCCGCGGCGGACAGAACUUGGCUUACAGCCUCCGGGGAACGGCAGCCGGGACCUUCCUUCCUUGUCUCCAGCCCGAGCACAGGGAGCGAGAGAUGGCAGAAGGUCCGAAGGACGAAUCGGCGGCAGGGGACGAAUUUAACGAAAUCAUUAAAACUCGCACGGAUGAAAGAGAAGAUGUUCAAAAGAAAACAUUCACAAAAUGGAUAAAUGCGCAGUUUGUCAAGGCUGGGAAACCUUUGAUUGAAGAUCUAUUCACUGACUUGCGUGAUGGAAGGCGACUUCUGGAACUUUUGGAGGGUCUUGUUGGCCAUGAUCUAGCAAAAGAAAAGGGAUCUACAAGGGUUCAUGCUCUGAACAAUGUCAACCGAGCAUUACAGAUUUUGCAGAAGAACAAUGUGGAUUUGGUAAAUAUCGGAGGAAGUGAUAUCGUGGAUGGAAAUCAUAAACUUACCCUGGGUUUGAUCUGGAGCAUCAUCCUCCACUGGCAGGUGAAAGAUGUUCUGAAAGGCAUCAUGGCCAAUCUGCAGCAGACUAACAGUGAGAAGAUUCUGCUGAGCUGGGUGCGUCAAUCCAUCCGUAACUACAAGCCAGUUAAUGUCGUCAAUUUCACCUCCAGCUGGUCAGAUGGCCUGGCCUUGAAUGCCCUCAUUCACAGUCACAGGCCUGACCUCUUUGAGUGGAAGGACGUUGCAAAACUACAGUCAGCAAAUGAGAGACUGGACCAUGCCUUCAAUGUGGCCAAACAGCAUCUUGGCAUAGAAAAACUGCUGGAUCCUGAAGAUGUUGCAACUGCACAUCCGGACAAGAAAUCCAUCAUUAUGUACAUCACGUCGCUCUUCCAGGUUCUGCCCCAGCAAGUAACUAUUGAAGCCAUCCGGGAAGUGGAAACCCUGCCACGACAGCCAAAGGUUACUCAGGAAGAACAAAGGGAGAUGCUGCGAAAACAACAUUUCUCCCAGCAGCUCAUGGAAUCCUCAGUAGAGAAGCCAGCUGGAAGCUCAACAGUGGAAAGUGAAGUGGACCUGGACAGCUACCAGACUGCACUAGAACUAGUACUGACCUGGCUGCUUUCUGCCGAGGAUUCACUACAGGCACAGGGUGCAAUCUCGGAUGAUGUGGAGGAAGUCAAGGAGCAGUUUCAUGCCCAUGAAGGCUUUAUGAUGGAGUUAACCUCACAUCAAGGCAGUGUGGGUAAUAUUCUACAAGCUGGGAAUCAACUUAUUGAAGAGGGAAAAUUGUCAGAAGAUGAAGAAAAUGAAAUUCGGGAGCAGAUGAACUUGCUGAAUUCCCGAUGGGAAACUCUCAGAGUAGCCAGUAUGGAGAGACAAAGCAAAUUACACGAGGAGCUUAUGGAUCUUCAGCAGCAGCAGCUGAAACAUUUAGCUGAUUGGUUAACAAAUACAGAGGACAGAAUUAACCAAAUGGAGGAAAUGCCUCUUGGCCCAGAUCUGGAAGCUUUAAAACAGCAAGUGGAGGAACAUAAACUUCUUCAAGAGGAUCUAGAACAAGAACAAGUACGAGUCAACUCUCUGACACACAUGGUAGUGGUAGUUGAUGAGAGCAAUGGAGAAAAUGCCACUGCUGCUCUAGAAGAAGAACUUCAGAUUCUUGGAGAGAGAUGGGCGGCCAUUUGUAAAUGGACUGAGGAACGCUGGGUCCUAUUGCAAGAGAUCCUUUUUAAAUGGCAGUAUUUCACUGAGGAACAGUGCCUAUUUGAUAAAUGGUUGGCGGAGAAGGAAAAAUCAGUGAGUAAGAUUCAAACAUCUGGUUUUGAAGAUCAGAAUGAGAUGCUCACUAAUCUGAGGAAAUUAGCGAUGCUAAAAGGAGAGCUGGAGCAGAAACGGCAGACAAUGGACAAGCUUUGUGCCCUCAGUCAGGAUCUUCUUGCCUCUCUACACAACAAAGCUGUGGCUCAGAAGAUUAAGGCAAGGCUUGAUGAACUGGCUCAACGCUGGGAUGAUCUUGUACAGAAACUGGAGAAUGGUUCGAAGGAGAUUUCACAGUCUGCUACUGCAACUGAGACAUCAUUAAUACAGACCACCGUAAUGGAAACCGUAACCAUGGUUACAACCAAAGAACAGAUUUUGGAUAAACCGAAAGAGGAACUUCCUCCAGCCCCUCCUCCCAAGAAGAGGCAGGUACUUGUGGACUCUGAGCUCAGGAAGAGGUUUGAUGUUGAUACAACAGAGUUGCACAGCUGGAUGACACGAUCAGAAGUUAUCCUUCAAAGUCCAGAGUUUACAAUUUACCGGAAAGAAGGAACAAUUUCAGAUCUUCAGGAAAAAGUUAAUGCUAUUGAAAGAGAGAAACCUGAAAAAUACAGAAAAUUGCAAGAUGCCAGCAGAUCAGCUCAGGCCCUGGUGGAACAGAUGGUGAACGAGGGGAUUUCAUCUGCUGAAGAUAUCAGACAGGCUUCGGAACAGCUGAAGAAGCGCUGGGAGGAAUUCUGUCAACUACUGCUGGAGAGGAUGGACUGGCUGCAGCAUCAGGAAAAGAUCAUUAGCAUCUCUUCACAGCUUCAAGAGCUUCAGCAGGCCAUGAUCUCUGCAGAGAGCUGGCUGAAAUCACUGCAGUCACCACCCACCGAGUCUGACACAUCAAAGAUCCAACUAGAGAAAUGCAAGGAGGAAAUCUCACGAUUGAAAGCACUGCAACCAUUGGUUCAAAAGCUGACCAAACAAGGAUCUGAACUAAAACGGAAAGAAGAAGUGCCCAAGUCUUUGGGGGGUGAUAUUGUUGCUUCUACCAGUCACUAUGCACAAGUUCUUGCAGCUCUGCACAAUCAAGAAAAGUUAUUGCAGUCUCUUCUGGAAAGCCUACCUUCUCUUCGUUACAAGGAAACUUUGAACAAGCUGGUUCUGUGGAUCCAGCAAUUAGAAGCCAAGUUAACUUUAUCACGUGUUACCGUGACAGAGUAUGAAAUUAUGGAGCAGCGACUGAAGGAGCUGAAAGUUUUACAAGGUUCUUUUCAGGAACAGCAAAGUAGUCUGAAUUAUCUCACAACAACUGCAGAGGAGGUGUCAAAGAAAGCCCCAGCAGAGAUAAGCCAAAAAUAUCGAUCAGAGCUUGAAGAAAUUGUUGGCCGAUGGAAGAAAUUGACACUUCAUUUGAUGGAGCAGAGCCAGAAACUUGAGGAACUGUUAACAAAAGUUCAGCAGUUUAAGAAUGACACAAAAACCUUGAAGAAAUGGAUGGCUGAAGUGGAUGUUUUUUUGAAGGAGGAAUGGCCUGCCCUUGGUGAUUCAGAAGCACUUGAGAAGCAGCUUGAGCAGUGUACUGCUUUAGUGAAUGACAUCCAAACUAUCCAGCCCAGCUUAAAUGGUAUUAAUGAAGUUGGAGAAACCUUGAAAAGCCAAGCUGAGCCUGAAUAUGUGAGCAAAUUACAGACCGAACUUGCUGAUCUGAAUGGAUGUUGGGAUAAUAUUUGUAAACAGGCAUAUGCCAAAAAGAAUGCGUUAAAGGGUGGACUGGAUAAGACUAUGAGUCUCAGAAAGGACCUGUCAGAAAUGCAGGAAUGGAUAGCACAAGCUGAGGAGGAGUAUUUGGAAAGAGACUUUGAAUAUAAAACUCCUGAAGAGCUCAAGAAGGCUGUAGAAGAACUCAAGCAAGCCAAGGAAGAAGUUACACAGAAGGAGAUGAAGGUGAAACUUCUGAGUGACGCUGUUAACAAUUUCAUAACAAAGGCUCCACCUGUAGCCCAUGAAGCUUUGAAGUCUGAGCUGGACAUGCUGACGGGCAAUUACCAGCGGCUCUGCAGCAGACUAAAUAGAAAGUGCAAGACUCUUGAGGAGGUGUGGUCGUGCUGGUGUGAAUUACUGUCUUAUCUGGAGGCAGAAAAUCUAUGGCUUGAUGAACUGGAGCUUAAACUCAAAGAAACAGAAAAUCUUCAGGGAGGUGCUGAAGAGAUCUCUGAGGCACUUGAUUCCCUGGAAAAUGUCAUGCGUCACCCAGAUGAUAAUCAGAAUCAAAUCCGUGAGCUGGCACAGACACUGACUGAUGGUGAAAUUUUGGAUGAGUUGAUCAAUGAAAAGCUGGAAACAUUCAAUACUCGCUGGGAAGAGAUGUUACAACGGGCUGUAAGAAGACAGAAAGUCCUUGAGCAGAGCAUUCAAUCUGCACAGGAGACAGAUAAAACUCUUCGUUUAAUCCAAGAAUCUCUUGCAUUGAUUGACAAACAGCUGACAUCAUGCAUUGCUGACAGAAUUGAUGCUGCCCAGGUCCCUCAGGAAGCUCAGAAAAUCCAGUCUGAUUUGACAAGUCACGAGAUUAGUUUGGAGGAAAUGAAGAAAAGGAUCCAAAGUCCUGAUGUCGUUGGUCAGAGCAAGUCUUCUGGGAGAGUCUUAUCGCAAGUUGACAUAGCACAGAAGAAGCUGCAGGAUGUUUCCACCAAGUUCAGAUUGUUCCAGAAACCAGCCAAUUUUGAGCAGCACCUGUUGGAAUGCAAAAGGCUCCUGGAUGAGGUGAAAUCUGAACUACACAUGUUGGAGAUGAGCAGUGUAGAACCGGAAUAUGUCCAGAACCAACUUGACCAUUGUAUGAAAUUAUAUAAGAGUCUGAGUGAAGUGAAAUCUGAUGUGGAAACAGUGAUUAAAACUGGACGUCAAAUUGUACAGAAACAGCAAACAGAGAAUCCCAAAGAACUAGAUGAGAGAGUAACUGCCUUGAAACUACAGUACAAUGACCUCGGAGCUCAGGUAACUGAAGGAAAGCAAGAAUUGGAGAAGUCUCUGAAAUUUUCUCGGAAGCUGAGGAAAGAAGUGAAUGCUUUGACAGAGUGGCUGGCGGCAACAGAUGCAGAGUUGACAAGGAGAUCAGCGGUUGAAGGCAUGCCUACUAAUUUAGACACUGAGGUUGCCUGGAGUAAGGGUACACAGAAAGAUAUAGAGAAGCGGCGGCUACUGCUGAACAGCAUCACAGAGACUGGUGAGAGUCUGAAGGCCAUGUUGGGCAAGAGUAACAAUGUUGUUGAUGAUAAACUCAGUCUGUUGAACUGUAAUUGGAUAGCAGUCACAUCACGGGCCGAAGAAUGGCUUAAUCUUCUGCUGGAAUACCAGAAACAAAUGGAAAACUUUGACCAGAAUGUUGCUCAUAUCACAACCUGGAUGUAUCGUGCUGAAAUUUUAUUGGAUGAAUCUGAAAAACAGCAAGCUGGACAAAAAGAAGAAGCUUUGAAGCGUCUGAAGUCUGAACUCAAUGACAUGAGACUGAAAGUGGAUGCCGUGCGUGACCAGGCCUUGGAGCUGAUGACAAACCGUGGCGAUCAUUGCAGGGAGGUGGUGGAACCCAAGCUGUCAGAGCUGAAUCAGAGGUUUGAUACCAUUGUGCACAGAAUAAUAACUGGCAAGCCAAUUCCAGAGAAUGUAUCCGAUACCCCAAUAACAUUCGGAAUUGAGAUUGAGGAACUGAAAAAUCAGAAGAGUUUUCUCGCUGUGCAGGAGAAAGUGCAACAGCAGCUUAAGCUUCUGAAAGGUCAACAAACAUCGACUAAAGGACUGAAGGAAGCUCGCCAACUGACUACUUCAACCUUUGGUUCCUCACUGCAUCCCUCUUCUUUUCCUGGGCCACCUCAGAUAUCAAAGGAGUUGGAUCAGUUUGAUACAAAUAUCCAGCAAAUGCUGGAUGUCUUGGAAGAGGAAAUACAACUUGGAGAGAAUCUGAAAGAAGAGGACUUUGAGAAAGAUAUGAGUGAAGACGAUGAGAGGAAAAUGAAUGAACUGACAAAACGAGCAGAUUUGUUGCAACAGGAUAUCUCAGAUGAGAGAAAGCGAGAAGAAAUUAAAAAGAAACAACGGAUGCUGGAGGCUAAAUUUAAUAUUCUCAAGGAUUUAAGAUCGAUAAGAAGGAAAAAGGCUCUGGAGAUCACUCCUGAUUGGUAUCAAUACAAGAAGCAGGCUAACAACCUGUUGCAGUGGUUGGACGACAUUGAGAAAAGGUUAGCCAAUCUGCCAGAACCCAAAGAUGACCAGAAGAUGAAGGAGUUGGAUGCUGAACUGGAAGAGAAGAGAGGAGACCUGAAUGCACUGUACAGACAAGCACAGAGCCUGUCAAAGAAGGGAGCUGGCAAGGCACUGGAGCUUCAGCUGCUCCAGCUCAACAAACGCUGGAAUCACAUUGAGAGCAAAUUUGCUCAGUUUCGAAGAUUGAACUAUGCACCAAUUCUAAGUACUUACGAAGAACAGAUUGUUACUGUGCGGAGUGAAAGGAUAUUGCCUGAACCUUCUUACAUGCCUUCUACCUACCUGACAGAGGUACACCAGCUUCACAAAGCUGUGUGUGAUGUGGCACUUCUCCUCAAGUCUCCUGAGCUUCAAGCCAAGGACUUUGAAGAUUUCUCAAAGCAGGAUGCAUCUUUAAAGAAUGUGAAAAGGCAGUUGGAAAAGCUCUCAAGCCAAGUGGCAUCUGUACACAGCCAGAAACCUGCAGCUCUCAGGAGUGUCUCCUACCCAGAUGUUAACCGUAUUCAGGACGCAGUAGCUGAGCUUGAUGAUAAGUGGGAAGAUGUGAACAAGAUGUACACUGAACGUCAAAGGCGGUUUGAUAGAAGUGUGGAAAGAUGGCGUACCUUCAACAGUGAUCUGAAAGACCUGGCCAAGUGGAUGACAGAAGCCGAAAUUACUCUGGCUGACAACAAGAUGGAGGCUGAAAAUAUAGAUCCAGUGAGAAUGAAGCAAGUAAUAAAGGAAUUACAGAAUGGAAUUGGAAUCCAGAAGAGUGCUGUCGCUCGUUUGAAUGUGACGGGAGAGGAGAUUAUUGGACAGUCAUCAAAACCUGAUGGUGACAUCCUCAAGGAGAAACUAAGUGAGCUAAACAGACGUUGGCAGGAAAUUUGCAGACAGGUGGAUGAGAGAAAGAGAAGGUUGGACGAGGAGAAGAAUAUUCUUUUAAAAUUACAGGAAGAUUUGAAUGAGUAUUCCUGUUGGCUGGAAGAUACAGAGAAGACUUUGAGAUUAGUAUCGGAACCUGGAAAUGAGCAGCAGCUGAAAGAGUCACUAGAGAGAGUCAAGUUACGAGUGGAAGAAUUGCCCAGGCGGAAAGGGAUAUUGAAGUGUUUAAAUGAAAGAGGAGGAACAGCACUCAAAAGCAAGUCUCUGGCCCCAGAGCAACGCUUUAAAUUGGAAACAGAUCUCCUGCAAGCGAAUAAUUGCUGGACAAAGGUAUCGAAAAAUCUGCCUGAUAAACAAAAAGAAAUAGAAGAAUAUUUGAAGGACUUAGCACUAUUUCAACAGCAGAUAAACCUUCUCACACUCUGGGCUUCUACUACCAAGCAUCAGUUGGAAUCAUACAAGCAAGCACCAUCACCAGAAGUCUUUGAUAUUCAGGAGACAGAAGAAGGAGUACUAGCCAAACAGGCUGAUGUGGCAGGCGUAUUUUUCAAGGCACAGAAUUUCUAUAAAGACAAACCAAUUCCUCAACUAAUAAAGGGAAAAAUUGACAACCUGAAUUCUGACUGGAAGACGAUCAACAAGUUAUUAUACGACCUGAAACAAAGGCAUCAGCCUGGUGUCCUUUCAACCACACAGCAAACAGUUACCCUGGUGACACAGAUGCCCGUUACCACGGAAACAUCCUUCACAAAGUUCGACAUGCCAUCCUCUUUGCUCAUGGAUGUUCCUGCUCUGGCUGACUUCAACAAGGCUUGGGUGGAACUGACAGACUGGCUUUCAUUGCUGGAUCGCGUGAUCAAGUCUCAGCUUGUGACUGUGGGAGAUGUUGAAGAAAUCAAUGACAUGAUAAUAAAGCAGAAGGCCACUCUGCAAGACUUGGAUCAAAAGCGCCCUCAACUGGAUGAGCUUAUCACUGCAGCACAGAACCUGAAGAACAAGACAACCAACCAGGAAGCUCGAGCAAUCAUUACAGAUCGUAUUGAAAAGGUUCAAACUCAGUGGGAUGAGGUGCAAAGCCGGUUACAGUCUCGCACCCAACAGUUGCAGGAAAUGCUAAAGGAUUCCAGUAAAUGGCUGGAAGCCAAGCAAGAGGCAGAGGAACUUCUUGAGAAAGCCAGAACAAAGCAGGGAACCUGGAAGGAAAUGUCCUACACCGUGGAAAUACUAAUGAAGCAGAAUGCAGACGUAAAGCAAUUGAUCAAGGAGUUGCGGCAGUGGCAGAUAAAGGUGGACAUGGCGAAUGACCUUGCACACAAGCUUCUGCGGGAUUACUCAACGGAUAAUACCUCAAAGGUGGAGAUGAUGGCUGACAACCUUCAUGUUUCUUGGGCAGCUGUUAAUAAAAGGGCCAGCGAGAGGGAAGCUGCAGUGGAAGCAGCCCUCAGAUUGCUGCAACAGUACUAUCUGGAUUUGGACAAAUUCCGGGCCUGGCUUACAGAAGCAGAGACUACUGCCAAUGUCCUACAGGAUGCCACCUAUAAAGAGAGGCUAUUGGACAACACCCAGCUGGUCCAGGAGCUGACAAAACAGUGGCAGGAUCUUCAGUCAGAAAUUGACGCUCACACAGAUACAUAUCACAAUUUGGAUGAGAAUGGACAGAAAAUACUUAAGGGUCUGGAGGGUGCUGAGGAAGGGGUUUUGCUUCGGAAAGAUCUUGAUGACAUGAACUUUCGUUGGACUGAACUCAGGAAAAAAUCACUGAACAUCAGAGCCUGUCUGGAAACAAAUGCUGAGCAGUGGAAGCGGCUGAAGAUCUCCCUCCAGGACUUACUUACAUGGAUGAAUUUGAAGAAUGAUGAACUAAGGAGGCAAAUGCCUAUUGGUGGUGAUGUUCCCAUAGUGCAACAGCAGAAUGAUGUUCACCGAACUUUCAAACGGGAGCUGAAGGCAAAAGAGCCAGUGAUCAUGAGCACAUUGGACACAGUGAAUUUGUUCUUGGCUGAUCAGUCAAUCAGAGGGCCUGAAAGUCUACUAUCUGUACCAAAAGAAAAAACACCCGAAGAGAAUGUCCAAAAUGUUGCUAGAGUCAUUCGGAAGUAUGCCGAAGAUGUGAAAGUGGAAUGGGACAAGCUGAGCACUCACUCUGUUGACUGGCAGAAGCGUAUAGAUGACGCCUUGAAGAGACUACUGGAAUUGCAAAAUUCAAUGGAUGAAUUGAACCUCAAAUUGAGACAGGCUGAAGCUAUCAAAGAUACUUGGCAACCUGUAGGGGAUCUGCUAAUUGACUCAUUGCAGGAUCAUAUUGAAAAAAUCAAGGCUUUCAGAGGAGAAAUUGCUCCCAUGUCAGAGAAUGUGUCUCACAUGAAUGACCUCGCUUCUAAGUUCGUGCCACCUGAUCUCCAACUAUCCCCAUACAAUCUAAAUCAGCUGGACGAUCUGAACACGAGGUGGAAACUCUUACAGGUGUCCAUAGAUGAGCGUCUGAAACAAUUGCAUGAAGCUCAUAGAGAUUUUGGACCCACAUCCCAGCACUUCUUGUCCACUUCUGUCCAAGGUCCUUGGGAGCGAGCAAUAUCACCCAACAAAGUUCCCUACUACAUUAAUGCAAAGACUGUGAUCGGAAGUAAACUAAGGUCAUCAGAUCACCAAACCCAGACUACCUGCUGGGAUCACCCCAAGAUGACGGAGCUUUAUCAGUCACUAGCUGAUCUAAAUAAUGUCAGGUUCUCUGCAUAUAGAACUGCCAUGAAACUACGAAGACUUCAGAAAGCUCUUUGCUUGGAUCUUCUUACCCUGCCAAGUGCUUGCGAUGCAUUUGACCAGCACAGUCUGAAGCAAAAUGACCAACUAAUGGAUAUUCUGGAGAUAAUUAACUGCUUGACUUCAAUCUAUGAUCGGUUGGAGCAGGAACACAGUAACCUUGUUAAUGUGCCUCUUUGUGUAGACAUGUGUCUUAACUGGCUCCUCAACGUCUAUGACACUGGUCGAACAGGGAAGAUUCGUGUCCUGUCCUUUAAAAGUGGAAUCAUGUCUUUGUGCAAAGCACACCUGGAGGAUAAAUAUCGUUAUCUGUUCAAGCAAGUGGCGAGUCCCACUGGAUUCUGUGAUCAGCGCAGGCUUGGGCUUCUACUGCACGAUGCAAUUCAGAUUCCACGCCAGCUGGGAGAAGUCGCAUCCUUUGGAGGUAGCAACAUUGAACCCAGUGUUCGCAGCUGCUUCCAGUUUGCCAAUAACAAGCCCGAGAUUGAGGCAGCUUUGUUCCUGGAUUGGAUGAGGCUGGAGCCUCAGUCGAUGGUCUGGAUGCCCGUACUCCACAGAGUGGCAGCAGCUGAGACAGCCAAACACCAGGCCAAGUGCAAUAUUUGUAAAGAAUGUCCCAUCAUUGGAUUCAGAUACCGGAGCUUAAAGCACUUUAAUUAUGAUGUCUGCCAAAGCUGCUUUUUUUCUGGUCGGACAGCAAAAGGUCAUAAAAUGCAUUACCCGAUGGUGGAAUACUGCACCCCGACAACUUCAGGAGAAGAUGUCCGAGAUUUUGCAAAGGUUUUAAAGAACAAGUUCCGAACAAAGAGGUACUUUGCAAAACAUCCCCGAAUGGGAUAUCUGCCAGUGCAGACAGUUCUGGAAGGGGAUAACUUGGAAACUCCUGUUACUCUGAUCAACUUCUGGCCAGUAGAUUAUGAACCUGCCUCAUCCCCACAGUUGUCACAUGAUGAUACUCAUUCUCGAAUUGAACAUUAUGCUAGCAGGCUAGCAGAAAUGGAAAACAGAAAUGGAUCUUAUUUGAAUGACAGCAUCUCGCCAAAUGAAAGCAUAGAUGAUGAGCAUCUGCUGAUCCAACAUUACUGCCAGAGUCUGAACCAGGAGUCACCACUGAGUCAGCCUCGGAGUCCUGCUCAAAUCCUCAUCUCCUUGGAGAGUGAAGAGAGGGGAGAGUUGGAAAGAAUUCUAGCUGAUCUGGAGGAUGAAAACAGAAACCUUCAGUCUGAGUAUGAGAGGCUGAAGCAGCAGCACGAUCACAAGGGCUUGUCUCCUUUGCCAUCCCCUCCCGAGAUGAUGCCCAUUUCACCACAGAGUCCCAGAGAUGCCGAACUGAUCGCUGAAGCCAAGCUGCUUCGUCAGCACAAAGGUCGCCUUGAGGCUAGGAUGCAGAUCCUGGAAGAUCACAACAAGCAGCUGGAAUCCCAGCUCCACAGACUGAGGCAGCUGCUGGAGCAGCCACAGGCAGAAGUCAGAGUCAAUGGUACUACAGUCUCCUCCCCUUCUACUUCCUCGCAAAGAUCAGACAGCAGCCAGCCAGUGCUACUGCAUGGAGUUGGCAGUCAGACUUCAGGAAUAGUGGGUGAGGACGACUUGUUGAGUUCGACCCAGGGUACCAGCAGUGGAUUAGAAGAUGUAAUGGAGCAACUCAAUAACUCCUUUCCAAGCUCUCGGCGGAGGGAUGCCCCUGGAAAGAAAAUGAAAGAGGUAACAAUGUAGGCAGCCUCUUCCAUAUGGUGGACGAUCUUGGCCGUGCAAUGGAAACCUUGGUGACGGUCAUGACAGACGAUGAGGCAGCAGAGUAACCAGAUGUGCUUUAUCACAAUUUUGGCUUCAGAUGUCAAGCAUGGUUUUUAUAUGUUCAUACAAAAUAUAAAUGGAUUGGACCGUACAGGUUUACAAGUUUAAAAAAAGAAAACAUCUAUUUUUUUGUGAAAGGUAGUGGUAAUAUACUGUAGAUUUCAGUAGUUUCCUAAGUCUGUUAUUGUUUUGUUAACAAUGGCAGGUUUUACAGUUCUAUGCAAUUGUACAAAAAAUGAAUGAAAACAUAAAAUCUUGGUAGCUACAUACCUUGCCAUUUCUUUGUAUGGAACGUGUUUCGGAUUGUUAAAUUUGUAACAAUUAUGAAGAUUGUUCACUAAAAGGGUGCUUUCUAACAAAUAACACAUAAUUUUAUUGUUUAUAAACCCCCUUCCCCAGAACAAGACAAUUUUGAAAUGGUAAGAGGUAACGCAUUUGUCUUUGCUUCAUUUCAGCUGUAAUCAAAUAAGAAAAAAAAAUCACAAUCAGUGUUAAUCUUUAUUUUUCUCUUGGUAAGUGAUAAUAUUGUAGCACAUAGCAGAACCAAAACUCUUUAUCUGACAUCUCCAUUUUUCUAAUGAAAUGCCAGGAAUGAAUUGCUGCAUUGCCCAGAAAAUCUCCAUUGUUCAGUUAUAAUCACUAUAUAUUGGAGAGAACUUAUUUAUUUGGCAUUGGAUAUUUUAUCUUUAAAAAAGCAGUCUUUAACUCUCAUUAAUUCUACCUCAUUGUUUUGUUUUGGCUAAAUUUUUCCAGUUUUAAUUAACAUUCAGAACAAUAAUCCUUAAAUUUAUAACUUAGAUGCAUAAAAUUUACCAAUGGAUCUUUGAAAUUAAUCAUUUAUAACGCCUCUCCACAAUUGGGCAGUAAUUUUCUGUUUGUGGCUGUUUGGAGUUAACAUUAUCUUUCUAAUGCACCCUCGAACCAACUUUUUUAAGGUGUCAUCAGUUUUCUAAUCCAUUUAAAUAAGGUACAAAUUAAAGGUUAGUUUACUACAGAUGUUGCUGCUAAAAUAGGUAUUUGCUUGCAGCAACUGCAUUCUCAGUUGUGAUUUCAUUAAAUAGAAUAUUAGUUUUUGGGGUGAGUCAGAAAAAAAGGAUGCAAAAUAUGAAUUACUUAAAAAUACCAUGAAGCAUUUGAGUUCACUUUGUAUGACCUGAAUGUAUUUGACUAUGGAAGUAAUCAGUAUAACUUGGUGCAUAAAUAUCACUAUGGCAUGUUAUGUCAUUUUAACCAGUAUUGUUUGUUAUUCAAAUGUCAUCAUAAUAUAUUGCAUUAUACAUUACGUUAACAUCUCCAAUACACAUACUAAUUGUUUUGUAAAGUAUAUUUUGCUGCAUAAUCACCACAUAUCAAAUUCCACACAAUAUAUGCCUUACUAUUGUAUUAUAUAUUGCUUUACUGUGUAUACAAUUAAAGCACGCAGUUAUAUUACUUACAUUGUUUCUUUAUU